AUGACUGUCGCCACGUGGCCCAGCGGUCCUUUGCCAUCAAGUGAUGACGAGUGGGAGAAGGAGUUCUUUACGACGUGGGUGCGACUGAUGGAGCGGCAGAAAGACGAGACACAGCUGUUGAAGACGCUGCAGCGUCUGUUGAUGACGCCGGCGGUACGGGGCGAAGCGGCGGGUCUCGUCCAGGACGCGAAGCACCACGUGAACAUGAUGCGGGCCAAUGACAAGAGCGUGAACGAGUUGACGGCAGUGCUGAACGACUGUUUCUUCCGAGCGGUUCUGCCCGCGCUCAAGAGAGCGCGACGAGCGGACCGCAGUAACGAGAGCCGUAGCACUCGUGACGCUGAGGAAUGGGAAGGCGAUGUUGGUGUCGAUGUCGGCGCUCGUGAAGAAGGUACCGAGCGGCCGCAGGACUCGUUGGACCGGUACUUGGAGCACGGUGACGACGGCGAUGACGACGACGACGACGGUUUGGCAAUGCCUCAAGCUUUUGUCGACGACAUGAGCGGCUGGGCGUGUGCGCCCCGAGCAAGUCUGGGGCAAGAGGCACUGCCCAACGAGCAACAGCAGCGAGAGGAUAUGGUAACUGCUGCAACAAGCGCUGCAGGCGCUUUGUCGAGCGUUGCAAGCGACGACGGUGAAAAAGGUGAUGGAAAAGCGAGUGCAGGUGGCGACGAGUCGGACGAUGGGAUCCCGAACGACGCGUUCCACGACAUGUUGAUCGCCAACAACUUGAAAACGACUGCUAUGCGUGCCGUGGACAAGGGGAAGACGCACGAGCAGUUGCCGCGUUCCGUCGCGACCGACGCGUCUCCGCGACCGAAGCCUGUGCUCACGAAAGUAACGCGGCUAUCGCUAGCACCGCAGAGUCGAGUGACUUAUGCAGCUCGACGGAAGGACCGCAUUGGGGAAAAAGCUGCUGCUAGUCUCGUGGCUGACCAAGUUCUGGAUGUGCGCACGUAUGGGAAGUGUAAAGAGUAUCUCAUUCAGUGGCAAGGUAGAGAUACACCCCUGUGGAUCGCACGCCGCCGGUGCCCGCCGAAAACUAAGGACCUGAUCGAUACGUACGCUGCGACGUUGCAAGCAGGAGGUAGCACGCGUGCGGCCCGAAAACAGACUCGAGGAGCUCGUCGUACGGAAUCGGUGCGCUCUGCGAGUCACGAGAGUUACGAAACUGAGGUGCAAGACGCAGGCAGUGAAGACGACGAGGCAACGGCGCUGUACAAUGUCGACCACAUCGUUUGUCAUCGUGUGCGGUACCACAAAAAGGAGUACCUCGUGCGGUGGGAAAAAUACUCCAGCAGCUACGACACGUGGGAAAACGCCGAGAAAUUGCGUCUCGAUGUGCCCGAGAUUGUUAAAGCCUACGAGGACGAAUUGCAGCGCGUCUGUGGCGAAGACAUGGCUUUCGACUCGGCAAAUCCCGAGCCGAGUGUCAGCAAAGUGAAGCGGAUCAAGUCUACGGACAAGAAACAAAGCAGUGUGGGUGAGGAUACGACAGGGGACAAGAGCGAGACAGAGCUUUCGCAUCGAGGUGCACCCAAGCACGUCAGGAAGAGGCGCGGGCGUGUUUCAACAGAUAAAGAAAGCUUCGAGUCGUUGCCAAUGCAUCGAAAGCGGGCCAAGAAGACGACAGGCGUUUGA
Hyaloperonospora brassicae is the source of this 1641-nucleotide messenger RNA. The record is from the annotation of a GenBank genome assembly. NCBI's taxonomy places the organism in Eukaryota, Oomycota, Peronosporomycetes, Peronosporales, Peronosporaceae.